Molecule: messenger RNA, 282 nt
Organism: Lathyrus sativus (Indian pea)
Lineage: Eukaryota; Viridiplantae; Streptophyta; Magnoliopsida; Fabales; Fabaceae
Source: the annotation of a GenBank genome assembly
AUGAAACUCUUUCAAACAAAAGUUAGAUUUUUAGGUCAUGAAAUUGACCAAGGAACAAUAAUUCCUAUACAAAGAAGUAUUGAAUUUGCUUCAAAAUUCCCCAAUAUUAUUACAGAUAAGAAACAAUUACAAAGAUUUCUUGGUAGUCUUAAUUACAUAGCAGAUUAUUAUAAAAAUCUUGCUAAAGAUACUGCCAUAUUACAUACUAGGCUUGGAAAAAAUCCUGGCCCUUGGACUAAUAAACAUUCUCAGGCAGUCCAACGAAUUAAAAAUAAGGUUUAA